AUGUACAGAGAGACCCGUGGCGAAAGAGGAUUCGUGUUGUACUCUUCAGCCCGUUAUGGACGUAGUACCAUCAUCUUCAUCACCCACGCCGAUCUCAAAAACUCCAAAAACCACAAUCGUAAUCUAAUUGCAGCUUUGGACUUGCCACCAGCCAAGGAGUCGAUGAAUAGGCUCGCACCUGAGAUCCAGAUCAUUAUCUGCGAGUGCCUCCUCGAGAGCGCAACGAACUCCCUGAAGCAAUUUUCGAAUCCAGAGGGGCGAGAUGCUGCUAAAGACUUAGCGAGCUUUGAUGAGGAAGCUCAAACCCUCCUCAAUCUUUCACAAGCGAGCAAACACUGGCGCACGGUCAGUCAUCCGGCUCUUGAGCAGAUGGGUAACAUGAUUCUGCACUAUGGUCUUAAGCCUGCCCCAUGGCAGAUCGCAGAGGCCAGUGAUAAGAAAAAGAAACAGGAUUCCAGCCAACAACCCGGCAGCCAGGGAGUCCUCCGAACGGUCCAAUUCCCGAGAGACCAGCGACUCGCGAAGAACAAGCGCAUCUCGGUCCAUACAUCGACUCCCUCCUCAAAUUACCAUCACGUUAUCGAUCCUGGGCUUUAA
Molecule: messenger RNA, 597 nt
Organism: Bacidia gigantensis
Lineage: Eukaryota; Fungi; Ascomycota; Lecanoromycetes; Lecanorales; Ramalinaceae
Exons: 2
Coding region: 1-597 (198 amino acids)
Source: RefSeq, a predicted model, not a curated record